This is a messenger RNA of Sardina pilchardus (European sardine), 2943 nucleotides long. RefSeq names its product progestin and adipoQ receptor family member IIIb (gene paqr3b). Gene Ontology annotation, molecular function: signaling receptor activity. Lineage: Eukaryota; Metazoa; Chordata; Actinopteri; Clupeiformes; Clupeidae. The record is from RefSeq and is a predicted model, not a curated record. Gene Ontology annotation, cellular component: membrane. The coding region runs from base 589 to 1524 and encodes 311 amino acids. The transcript has 6 exons.
UACCCGGCUAGCUAGCACAGCUAACAGCAAGAGACAUGCAUCAAAUAUAAGGCUUGUGACAGCAAAUUGGCUGUAUUUAAAAAUGACUUCAUCAUAGCAUUAAAAAACGGGGCCCAGGGCCUCUUUGCACCAGGUAAAAAUCUACACGUUGGCUUAAAACGGCAUAUCGGCAUGGCUAACAAUAGCUAGCAUAUCUGUUCAUUGUAACGUUAACGUUACUUGCAAGGACGGGCUUGAUAUAUUUGUUAUCUUGCACCUUCUGUGGACAUGCUUGUUUUGUCUAUUAUAGGCUACUGUUUCGGAAGUAACCAGUCAGUGGUGUCAGACAUAUCUUUGGGGCAUUGUAAGGAGCACCUUGUAUUUUAAGAAGUGAAGUUGGCGUAUGACACUGGUGUUACCUGCUGGUUGACGUUAAGCUAGCUAGCCACAUCUUGCUUGUGAACUUGGAUUCCUCGGGCAGGGCGAGUAGUGACAUGUUGUCUUAAAGACAGUGAUUGGCAUACUGAUUUCCGCAUCUACAGUAUGAGUUGAUGAACUUGUUUUUUCCCAGUCAUUCCUCGAGUCAGCUGCAAUUCCAUUUUCGCCAAAAUGCCUCAAAAACUACAGAAAACUACCCACUAUAUAGAACUGGGGAGCUACCAGUAUUGGCCAGUGCUUAUCCCAAGGGGGAUUCGCCUGUACACAUAUGAACAAAUACCGAUGUUUUUGAAGGAGAAUCCGUACAUCACAGAUGGAUACAGAGCACACCUGCCGUCGAAGCUUUGCUUAAGGAGUAUAUUCAUGCUCUCCAAUGAGACGGUAAACAUCUGGAGUCACCUGCUGGGGUUCCUCUUGUUUUUCUUACUGGGGGUGAAUGAUGUGUCCACGGUGCUACCUGCCUCAGGAGCCUCCAGGGAAGACUAUGUCAUCUACGCAAUAGGGCUCUUCUGCUUUCAGGUGUGCAUGCUGUGUUCAGUGGGCUACCACCUGUUCUGCUGUCAUCGCUCUGAGAAGACCUGUCGCCGCUGGCUGGCAUUGGACUAUGCGGGCAUCUCCAUUGGCAUUUUAGGCUGCUAUGUACCCGGGGUGUUUUAUGCCUUCUACUGCAACAGCUUCUGGCGUCAGGUGUACCUGGUGGUGGUGCUGGCUCUGAUCCUGGCCGUGUUCAGCGCUCAGGUGCACCCGCUCUACCUCAGCCAGGAGUGGAAGCUGCUGCGCUCGGCGCUCUUCUGCUCCGUGGCCGCUUUCGGCGUGCUGCCCGCCUUCCACUGGGUGUGGCUCAACGGUGGCUUUGGCACCGAGGCCGUACAGGCGUUUUUCCCCCGGGUGAUGAUCAUGUACCUGAUUGCUGCAUCUGCAUUCAUGUUCUACAUCACCAAAAUCCCAGAACGCUAUUUCCCAGGUCAUGUGAACUACCUAGGGGCCAGUCACCAAGUCUGGCACAUCCUGGUUGUGCUUAUGUUCUACUGGUGGCACCAGACUGCCAUCUACAUCAUGACCUACCGCCACAGGACCCAGUGCCCAGUAUACACAUCCGGUGGGUAGGACACAAGGAUCCAGUACGUUUCUCCAAGGGCAUGGGUACACACGUACACGGUCCUGCAUUUGAUUAAACCUUGACGCCAGUCCAACAAAUCAUAAUCACCGACAGUGUUCUUAUGACUAAGAAUUUGAGAACUGUUUGUUGUUGUGUCUUGAAACGAAAGAAACACGUAUUCUUCUAUGUAAGCCUGGUAUCAAGAGAGCUGGAUGAACAAUCAUACAUGGGGCGAUCGCUGCGGGGCUGUGCUGCACCGAACACUGCAGCACAGUAUGGGGCCUGAACACCAGCAUUCAAACUGCUGCCUAGACUAGAGCAAAGAGAACAAAUACACACAAAUACACACACACACACACACACACACACACACAGCCUGACCAAGCACAUAUCUGCUCUAUGCUAACUAUAACGGGAGAUAUGAAAGCUGCAUGGAAAACUCCAGCUUCAAAAAGUAAAUGUCCAAUCAUGUAUUGGUUCUACAUCUGCACUUAAGACAGGUGAUCUCAUCAAUUAGCUGCUCUAGCUGGCUGAAGAGUUGUGCUAAUUAGAAUCAGCUGGUUUAAGUGAGUGGUUGGCACAGAUAUGUGGUGGGACUUUCACUCUCUGAAGAUGGACUUUUCCACCUCUGCUGCAUGGUAGUAUAUUAUUGCACUGGUAGCCAGAAAACGUGUAGACUUAUUCAAAUAUCAGUUUCUUUUCCUGUUCCUUUUUUUAUGUGUGCAUGUACUGCCUGAAUUAUCUCUUAUUUGCCUUGGAAACAUGAAGAACCUUGCAAUAUCCAAUGCAUCUUCUCAAAUGCACAUACAUGUACUGUUCUGCCCUCCUGUCUGAAUAAUUUUUUUGUUUUCUCUGAGAAUGUUAUUUGUUAUUUUAUGACACACCCUUUUCUCCCCUAUCACUGAUACUCUGAGCCUUUCUGUUAUUGAUGGAAUGCAAUUUAAGGUACUGUAUUUUAUUUCUGGUAUUUUAUUCCUCUUCUGUGAUAGUGUUUGAUUAAAUGUAUACGCACAUUAUUGCCAUAUGUAUCGCAGGUGAAUGGAGCCGCUGGAUCAUUGUUACAAGUCAUAUCAUAUAAGACUAAAUGCACAAGGGAAAAGCAGUGGGGAAACUGAACAUGUAUGCUAUUGAAUCUCUGCUUCCCCACUUGCUGAAGGUUUAUCUUGGGUAGGGCCAGUACCACUUCUGUUGUACUGGUUUGACAAUGAAUGAGAUCAUGGCAGUCACUGUAGUUGCUGCAACGUGAUCGGUUUUUGUUCUCACUUUUUUUUUCUGAUGUCCUUUUUUUAACUUGACAAUAAUAACUUCUGUCUCUGCCUGUGUUCUCUUUGCCUUUUCAGUUUGUUUGGUUUGAUGUCUGUAAUAUACGUUUGGAAUGAUCUGAGUAUCUGUGAAUGAAGACAAUAAAUAAAGGGCAUUUGUUUCAA